UCAGCGGUCAAAAGAUCUUUAUCCUUCUUCGUAAUGACUAUUCUCAGACACGUCUUCCUUGCCAACUCUAUCGCUGAAGGAGGUUUGGCAGCACUCUUGCUCUUGGCUCCCCAAAAGGCAGUAGCUCAAUUGCUAGUCACACCAGCUAUCAUUGAACCUUACGUUGAGAACGUUGCUAGAUUGUAUGGAGCUUCCUUAGCAAGUGUUGUCGUCACCAGUUUGCUUCAAGUUGGUUUACCCGAUAUUCUUCCCGGCAAACGUAACGUCGCUCUUGGAAUGCUUGUUUACCAUGGUUUGGUUGCUAUUGGUGCCUUCCAUUUCAGAAGCCAAGAGACUGUUGCUCGGGCUUCAACUGCAUGGGGUGCCACUAUCCUUCAUACCGCAUUUUCUUUGGCGUUUUACGCCUACUGGAACGUUACUGGCCAACAAGUCAAGCAAUUUGCUAAGCAACAAAAGAAAGCUAAAUAAGUCCGUGACGAGAUAUGUUUAGGAUAGUAUGGGUUUUGACUUUUAUGUUGUAAUAAUAUGUAAAAAUAACAAAGAUCAUGUUGAAGAAGAUGCCGUACUGCUCUCUUACAUGGCUACGUCCUGAU
Messenger RNA from Umbelopsis ramanniana AG, 593 nucleotides. RefSeq lists its product as uncharacterized. Lineage: Eukaryota; Fungi; Mucoromycota; Umbelopsidomycetes; Umbelopsidales; Umbelopsidaceae. The record is from RefSeq and is a predicted model, not a curated record. The coding region runs from base 34 to 468 and encodes 144 amino acids. The transcript has 2 exons.